This is a messenger RNA of Penicillium olsonii, 1017 nucleotides long. Lineage: Eukaryota; Fungi; Ascomycota; Eurotiomycetes; Eurotiales; Aspergillaceae. The record is from the annotation of a GenBank genome assembly.
AUGGCUGGUCUCUUUCAGCUCUUUCACAUGCGGUGCAGCCCACCCAAUGACCCCCAGGACAUCUCAUUCUCCGGCAAAGUGGUGCUUCUGACAGGUGCCACCUCAGGUCUGGGGUUUGAAGCAGCCAUCAAGAUCCUCAACCUAGGUGCCGACAGACUCAUUAUUGGAUCACGCGAUAUUGAACGAGGCAAAGCAGCCAGGAUGGAAAUUGAGAGGGCCACCCAUCGACCCAACACUAUCAAAGUCUGGGAGCUAGAAAUGAGCUCCUUCCAGAGCGUCAAGUCCUUCACUGAUCGUGUCAACGCCGAGCUGCCACGCCUCGACAUUGCACUCCUCAACGCCGGUAUCUGGAACGCCACAUACAAUCAAUCCGCCGAAGGCUGGGAGGAGACUCUCCAGGUCAACACCCUGUCCACCUCGUUGCUGGCUCUGCUCUUGAUCCCCAAGCUCAGGAGGAGCGCCACGGCCACUGAACCCGCUCAUCUCAGCGUCGUCUCAAGUCAGAAGUUUGUCCGUGUGAAGGCUGAGACCCUGCAAACUGACGACCUCCUCUUGCCGCACCUGAACCAGCAAGUCAACUUCAACGGCCCCAAGCAGUAUAGCAUUUCAAAGCUGCUCCUCGAGUUCGUGGUGAAGAAAAUCGCCGGUCUGUCUCGCAAUGAAGAUGGCUCUCAUCCACUGAUUGUCAACACCGUGAGCCCCGGCUUUUGCGCCUCGGGCUUGGGCCGUCAGUACAACCAAUGGUACGAGAAGUGCUUUAUGUGGCUGUUCACCAAGUUGUUUGCCCGAACCUCCGAGGAAGGCAGUCGAUCGUUGGUCAGCGCCACCGUCCAGGGCGUGGAGUCUCAGGGCAAAUGCUGGUACAGUGACACAUAUGUCAAUGAAUCCCGUGCUCUGACAACCGGUCCCCACGCAGAGGAGCUUCGGGAGAAGGUCUGGGCAGAGGUCAUCGCUGUGCUGGAAGAAGAAGCCCCCGAGGUGUCCAUCAUCUCUCGCGGUGUGUACCAGGGUGUUUAG